CUGGUUAGAUUCCACUUGCCUCCCAUCUGCUUUAUGAAAUAGGGACUAUAAGUAGGGGAAGUUCCAGGCUUGUUCACAUCUUCCCAUCGUUUUUGCUCUACUCUUCAUUUGGCAAUCCAUUCCAAAGGCCUUCCAAAAACAUACUGGUGGAUAUGGCUGGUUGUCCUGCAACACCUGAUCAGUCUUACCAUGUCAGAUCCAUCAGCAUGCCAUCUAGAGAUCACCCUCUCAAGCUCGGAGUAGAGGAAGAGAUGCAGAAGCUCAAGUCUAUGGUGGCUCAAUCCUGUUUAUCAGCCCAAACUAUAUGCGAGGGAUUGAGAGCGCUCGGAGGUUUGUACGAGUGCAUCGAGGAGCUUCUCCACUUGCCUAUGAGCAAAUAUUCCAACAUACAAGAAAAAGAAAGUGUGGAAGUGGAGUUGGACGGAUCUGUCAGGCUGCUGGACUUGCUUGGCAUCAUGAGAGACUGCAUGAUGACAACAAAGGACCAGAUCAGAACGCUUGAAAUAGCCCUCAGAAGACAAGGAGUAACAGUUGCAGAGAGCAAGAUGUAUACUCACAUUCGUUUUGACAAGAAGGCAGAGAAGGGUAUCAAGAGUAUCUUCAAAUUACUGAAGCAGAUGGAUGACAAGUAUGUCUCAUGUUGUACCAACGGCAAGGACUCAUGGAUGGUGACCGAGAUUCUGAGGGAAGCAAGAACAAUCACCAUUUCCCUUCUCCAGUCCAUCUUCAAAUUCUUGUCCUUGCCGAGGCCGCAAGGCAAAGCUAGCAGAUGGUCUCUUAUCUCAAAGGCAUUGCAAAAGAGGAAAGUGGCCUGUGAGGGCGAGCAAGAGGAAAUUGAAGAUAAUGAUGGGAAGAUACAGAGGGCACAAAAUCAGUUGCAGACAUUACAAAACAGCAUCGAAGAUAUUGAAACAGAAUUAGAAUGCUUAUUUAGAAGACUAAUAAAAAAUAGAGUCUCUCUUCUUAACAUCCUAAGCCUGUAAUGAUCUCAACAGCCUUUUUGCUCGCAUGCCCUCAUUAGCAUCUGCAUUUUAGAGGAACUGCUAAUGACUGUAUAUUGUAUCAAUUUUGUAAAAGAGUUACAAUGCACUCUAUAUUGUUUCCCAUUUCCCGUAGUAGUG
Musa acuminata AAA Group (dessert banana) is the source of this 1121-nucleotide messenger RNA. RefSeq lists its product as uncharacterized. The record is from RefSeq and is a predicted model, not a curated record. Gene Ontology annotation, biological process: root development; shoot system development. Bases 153 to 983 code for a protein of 276 amino acids. Lineage: Eukaryota; Viridiplantae; Streptophyta; Magnoliopsida; Zingiberales; Musaceae. The transcript has a single exon.